AUGGCCAACGCCGGUGAAGUCUAUGUUCGCGUGAGGAACCUGACCUACUUGCAGCCCUUCUCGCCCAUGUUUGUCGUGGCGCACACCAACGACGUGUCCAUUUUCAGGGAGGGCUUUCCCGCCAGCGACGCCGUCAAGAUUAUGGCGGAGGACGGCGACAACUCGGCGCUAGUGGAGCUCCUGGCCUCAGAAGAUGUGGAGCCGUACAUCUGCGGCGGCGUGAUGGGCGAAGCUCCGCUCUUCCCCGGGGACACAUGGAGGGGCGUCAUGACGGUCGACGAGAGCAUCUGCCCGGACGCACAGUACAGCGUCGUGAGCAUGCUAAUCAACACCAACGACGCCUUCGUGGGCAUCGACUCCAACAGGCUGGUCGGAACCGAAAAGGUGUUCCCGCCGGCUUUCGAUGCCGGUACCGAGGCCAACAACGAGCUGUGCACCCACAUCCCUGGCCCUGCGUGCCCGGCCGACAGUGGCAACAUGGAGGACGGACCCGGCGAAGGGUUCAUCUCGGUGUCCCGCGGCUUCCACGGGGUGGGCCCAGACCUGGGCGAGGCCAACUACGACUGGCGCAACCCGGUUGCCGAGGUCGUCGUCGCCACGUCGUACGUGUAGAGUCGGACCAGAAUAAAUGAAGACGAAGGAUGAGAAAGAAGAUAAUAUCAAUGGGCAUCUUUUGAGAGAAUUUCUUAAGUAGGUAAGAACUCGAUCGACGGAAUCAUCAUCCGCGGAUGCUGUUUUUUUUGUACCAGUAGAUUGUGAUACGUUCGCCACCAAGGGCAUCGUCUGAAUGGAACGGAAUGGAAUGUAUUUCCUAGUAGUCUAGGACAAUAGACUAGACGGGAACUUGUACGGCUUGAUCUUGCCAAGUGGUUCCGUGUGUCAUUGGCGUGCCGGUCUCAACCGGAUGUGUUCAGAAUUUUGAUGUAAAGUGAGGAUGGCGCUCUGUUGUGUUCAAGGCCAGCCAUUGAGCCUUGCGUAAGGAGAUCUCAGUAUCAGUCGUGUAGGCCAAUAGUUGUUGCGUUUGCAGGCCACAUUUUGCCCCCGCCCCCUAUUUGGGGUCACGAGCUGUAGAGGGAGCGCGCUUGGACUCUUGGUCACGAAGGAACCUGCUCCAAACACUCGUGUUCGGCCUCUUGAGGCCCAUCCUCGUCGUAUGUUUUGGUCAUGAUUGUCGCGUAAGAGGGUCGAUUUUUCCUCUCCAUCUCUUGAGAGGCCGAAUUGAAAUUGGUAAGAGAGAAAACUUCACCGUUCUUUGGAAGGCUUCAUUGAAGACCUUUGCUCCUUCGAAUAAAGUUCUUGUGGUUCUUUCUCCUGUCGUACCGGGGGCGAAUGGAUAGCCCUCCUUCAAGACCGGCCGCUGUCGACAAGUAUAUGGUUAAUAAUUAGGAAAUUAGUGGCUGUUUUUGGGUGGCGUGAACGAAAAUAUCCGGGAACUCGGCAAGGAAUUCACAAUACAAUCUUUCUAGUGUUUUCGAAGAAGUCGAUUGCUAGCACUUAGUCUGCUACCAAGGAGGAAGGCCUGCGUCAGUUGGACCAGUCAGUCCGGAUUUUAGAACUACCGAGAAGCGACGGGUACGGUUUGUAAUGAAGGGACAAGAGGUUCAACAAC
Ectocarpus siliculosus is the source of this 1609-nucleotide messenger RNA. The record is from the annotation of a GenBank genome assembly. NCBI's taxonomy places the organism in Eukaryota, Phaeophyceae, Ectocarpales, Ectocarpaceae.